Messenger RNA from Metarhizium album ARSEF 1941, 5577 nucleotides. Its product is annotated as class V chitin synthase. Bases 1 to 5577 code for a protein of 1858 amino acids. NCBI's taxonomy places the organism in Eukaryota, Fungi, Ascomycota, Sordariomycetes, Hypocreales, Clavicipitaceae. Gene Ontology annotation, cellular component: myosin complex; cell periphery; cell septum. The transcript has 3 exons. Gene Ontology annotation, molecular function: chitin synthase activity; cytoskeletal motor activity; ATP binding. The record is from RefSeq and is a predicted model, not a curated record.
AUGGCAUCGACAAUUCCUCCUCCUACGGGCGGCGGGAGCGGCGGGCCUCACACUCAACACUCUUUACCUUCGCUGCCAGUUCACCUCCAAUCCGACACGCACAUCACCGGGCACUUAGCCAGUCGCUUCCAUGUGUCCCAUCCGACUGCGAAGCUGUCCUCUCACGCUCUGGUUUGCCUAAACACUUACACAUCCUCCAGUAAGGGCCCAGAUGGCGGCAAGCCCGGCAGCGCCAUGGCAGGCGCCGAAGACAUGGCUGACCGUGCCUGGAUGAGGCUGGGUCACCGAUCUGAGAAUCAAGCUGUUGUAUUCUUAGGAGAAUCUGGAUCUGGCAAAUCUACCAUCCGGAGCCAUUUGCUUACUGCCCUGUUGGAUAAAUCGUCCACACCUCAUUCGAACAAGCUGUCUCUGGCUGCGUACGUCUUCGAUUCUCUCACAACGACGAAAACUGCCACCACCCCUACCGCCUCCAAGUCUGGCCUCUUUUACGAGCUGCAAUACGAUACAUCAGCGACGACUAAUCCAAUCCUGAUUGGUGGUAAGCUUCUUGACCACCGCCUGGAGCGUAGCCGUCUUGCCGACGUUCCUACUGGGGAGCGAAACUUUCACGUCCUCUAUUAUCUGCUGGCUGGUACCAGUCAAGCCGAAAAGACCCAUCUCGGUCUUGAUGACGGUGCCAGCGGGUCUAAACGUUGGAAGUAUCUGGGCCACCCAACUCAACUCAAGGUGGGAAUCAACGAUUCAGAGGGCUUCCAGCUUUUCAAGACGGCUUUGAAAAAGCUCGAGUUUCCAAGGAAUGAUAUUGCUGAGAUCUGCCAAAUCUUGGCCGCCAUUCUUCACAUCGGUCAGCUCGAGUUCGAGUCUACCAACAAUACAAGCGCCACUGCCGAUGACAGCGGGGGCUUCUCUCACGAAGGCGGUCAGACCUCGACGACUGUGCGGAAUAAGGAUGUUCUUAGCAUCAUCGCUGCCUUCCUAGGCGUCAGUGUGGGCGACCUUCAGAGCACCUUGGGUUACAAGACCAAGAUGAUUCAUAAGGAGCGUGUGACAGUUAUGCUCGACCCUGCUGGAGCACGAGCACACGCCAAUGAACUGGCCAGAACACUCUAUUCGCUGCUUGUUGCCUGGAUACUGGAGAGCGUGAAUCAGAGAAUCUGUGCUUCGGAGGAGGACAUUGCCAAUACCAUAUCCAUUGUUGACUUUCCAGGGUUUUCUCAGCAAUCUGCCACCGGCUCCGCGCUCGACCAACUGCUCAACAAUGCUGCCACUGAGGCUAUUUACAACGUUACUUUGCACAACUUCUUCGAUCGCAAAGCCGAAAUGUUGGAAUCGGAAGAGGUCAGCGUCGCCCCCACCAGCUAUUUCGACAAUUCAGACGCUGUGAAGGGCCUUCUCAAACCCGGAAACGGACUUUUGAGCAUCCUUGAUGACCAAACCCGGCGCAACAAGACUGACAUACAGUUUCUUGAGAGCUUGAGAAGGCGCUUUGAAGGCAAGAAUCCUGCCAUCGAGGUGGGCUCUUCUACUGCCAAGCUUCUUGGUAGCAACUUUUAUACCGAGAAUGCGGCCGCAUCAUUUACUGUCAGACAUUUCGCUGGUGAAGUCGAGUAUCCAGUAAAGGGUCUAAUCGAGGAGAACGGCGAAGUUGUCUCUGUUGAUUUGCUCAACAUGUUCAACUCUACCAAGAGCGAGUUUGUUGGCAGAUUGUUUGGUCAAGGUGUCCUUCAAACCGUCAACCAUCCCGCCGAGAAGUCAACUGUCAUGCAGGCGACUAUCAGCUCUAAGCCCAUGCGUGCCCCUAGUGUUGUGUCUCGCAAGGGUAGAAGAGGUCGCGGUGCCGCUUCUCAACGUCGUCAGCAAGAGAGCAAUCUCUUUGACGGCGGUAAUACUCAUACCGAAUCCCGAAGUCCCAAGGGAGGCAAUAAAACUGGCAUCGAGCAAGGUGCCGCGGGACAGUUCCUGUCUUCUCUGGACAAUGUCCAGAAGGCUGUUACGGAGCCAGGCACGAAUGCUUAUUUUGUCUUUUGCCUGAAGCCCAAUGACCGCCGAAUUGCGAACCAGUUCGAUAGUAAAUGUGUGCGUACUCAAGUCCAGACAUUUGGCAUAGCCGAGAUUAGCCAGAGGCUUCGAUCUGCCGAUUUUAGCAUAUUCCUUCCCUUUGGCGAGUUUCUUGGAAUGGCUGAUGCCGAAACCAUCUUGGUAGGCAGCGAAAGAGAGCGCGCCGAAAUGGUCGUUGAAGAAAAACGCUGGCCUAGCAAUGAAGUGCAGGUCGGUUCAACUGGUCUCUUCCUCAGUGAGCGGUGCUGGAUGGAACUUGCUCGCCUAGUCGACGUCUCUACAGCACAAGGCCGUUUCACGGUACCGUCAUCUGAUGGCUAUGGUAAUGACGGGGUGACGCCAGGAGAGCGCGACAUCUUUGGCGCCUCCAAGGAACAACUAUUGUCAGGAGGGAACACGCCUCUUAUGUAUGGCGAGAAGGGCAGACCUGGCUAUUUCGGCUCUGACGACGCUCGAUCGGAAGCUGGGGCGUCCGCUAUCGGUGGCGGAGACAUGUUCAAGAAUUUUGACACGCGCGAACAGAUGGCAGAGCGCGGAAAUGAAAAGAACCUCGAGGAAAUCGAGGAAUUCAAGGAUUCACCAAGCCGAAAGCGUUGGGUCUUUACAACCUACUUCCUCACCUGGUUCAUUCCCGACUUUUUGAUCCGCUGGGUGGGCCGUAUGCCUCGGAAAGACGUCCGCAUGGCAUGGAGAGAGAAGCUGGCCAUCAACAUGCUCAUCUGGCUCAUGUGUCUUGUUGCUGCCUUCUUCAUCGUGGUGUUCCCUAUGCUCAUUUGCCCGAAGCAAAACGUCUUCAGCGCCGCCGAGCUCUCUUCUCACAAUGGCAAAGAUGGAAACUCAGCUUACGUGUCCAUUCGCGGCUACGUAAUUGACUUGGGCGAGUUUGCGGAUCGUCAUUACCCCUAUUUCGUGACCAGAAAGAGCAUGUUAAACUAUGCUGGCAUGGACGUCAGCACUCUCUUCCCUGUGCAAGUAUCUGCUCUUUGCCAAGGCACAGAUGGUUCUGUGGACCCUGCGGUCACUCUAGAUUACAAGAACACCAACAUGACUGGAUUGGCAACCUUGAUCAACUCGCAGGAUCUGAACGCACAGUAUCACGACUUUCGCUAUUUCACCAACGAUUCGCGUCCCGAUUGGUAUCUCGAGCAGCUUAUCAUGCUCAAAGGAAACUACGGCAGGGGCAGAAUGGGGUUCUCCGAAGAAUUCCUUGCGAAACGUUCGAAGGGGCAGGUCAUGGCGAGGAUUAGAAACCGUGUCUAUGACUUGACUCCCUACACUACAGGUGGUCUUCGUCUUCGUGCCAAACCCGGCGAGCAACUUCCAGAUGACCCAAAGCUUGCCAACUUCUUGGAUCCAAAGGUCGUCGCACUUUUUCAGAGCCAAGCCGGCGGGGAUAUUACCAAGUUUUGGGACUCUCUUUCUCUUUCUCCCCAAGUCAAGGAACGCAUGCAAACAUGCCUAGACCAUCUAUUUUACGUCGGUGAGCUGGACACGAGAAACUCCACUCGGUGCAAGUUUGCUGAGUACUUGGUUCUUGCCGUCUCCAUUCUCCUGGUUUCAGUCAUUGCCUUCAAGUUCUUCGCUGCUCUCCAAUUCGGUGGAAAAAAUGUUCCCGAGAACCUGGACAAAUUUGUCAUGUGUCAGAUUCCCGCCUAUACCGAGGAUGAGGACUCCCUUCGUCGUGCCAUCGAUUCGGCGGCCAGGAUGCGCUAUGAUGACAAGCGUAAACUCCUGGUCAUCAUCUGCGACGGUAUGAUUAUCGGCCAAGGCAAUGACAGACCUACGCCUCGUAUUGUCUUGGAUAUUCUCGGUGUUUCGGAAACGGUAGACCCGGAACCUCUGAGCUUCGAAUCUCUCGGUGAAGGUAUGAAGCAACACAACAUGGGCAAGGUCUACUCUGGUCUGUACGAGGUGCAGGGUCACAUCGUUCCGUUCCUUGUCAUCGUCAAGGUUGGCAAGCCGUCCGAAGUGGCCCGUCCUGGAAAUCGUGGCAAGCGUGACUCUCAAUUGAUUUUGAUGCGAUUCCUCAACCGCGUUCAUUACAACUUGCCCAUGAGUCCUCUGGAACUGGAAAUGUACCACCAAAUUCGCAACAUCAUUGGCGUCAAUCCCACGUUUUAUGAAUUCAUGCUCCAAAUUGAUGCUGAUACCGUCGUCGCCCCCGACUCCGCCACUCGCAUGGUAUCGUCAUUUUUGGAUGACACACGGCUCAUCGCGGUUUGUGGAGAGACUGCACUGACGAAUGCAAAGUCGUCCUUCAUUACCAUGAUCCAGGUGUACGAGUACUAUAUCUCUCACAAUCUUUCCAAGGCCUUUGAAAGUUUGUUUGGCUCCGUCACCUGCUUACCUGGCUGCUUUUCCAUGUACCGAAUUCGAGCGGCGGAGACGGGAAAGCCUCUCUUUGUCAGCCGGGACGUGGUCGAAUCAUACGCUACUAUUCGCGUGGACACUCUGCACAUGAAGAACCUGCUGCAUCUCGGUGAAGAUCGAUACCUGACGACGCUGCUUCUCAAGUACCAUUCCAAGUACAAGACCAAAUAUCUGUUCACUGCUCACGCAUGGACGAUUGCCCCGGAUUCGUGGAAAGUCUUCCUGUCUCAACGACGUCGAUGGAUCAACUCUACUGUGCAUAACUUGAUUGAACUGAUGCCGAUGGCUCAGCUUUGCGGUUUCUGUUGCUUUAGUAUGCGUUUUGUGGUCUUCAUCGAUUUGCUCAGUACCAUCGUGCAACCCGUCACGGUUGCCUACAUUGCCUACUUGAUUGUUCUUGUUGCCACGAAGACGACCGUCGUUCCAAUCACGGCCUUCAUCUUGCUCGGUGCCAUAUACGGUCUCCAAGCCAUCAUUUUUAUCCUUCGUCGCAAGUGGGAAAUGGUUGGCUGGAUGAUUCUGUAUGUCUUGGCUGUACCCGUCUUCAGCUUCGGCCUGCCGUUGUAUGCCUUCUGGCACAUGGAUGACUUCAACUGGGGUACUACUCGUGUAGUCGCCGGUGAGAAGGGCAAGAAGGUUGUUAUAUCAGAUGAAGGCAAAUUCGACCCCGGCUCUAUACCGCGUAAGAAGUGGGAAGAAUACCAGGCCGAACUGUGGGAGACUCAGACCUCUCGCGACGAUAGCCGCUCAGAGAUUUCUGGCAUCAGCUAUGGAACCAAGGCGCAGGGUGUGGUGUCGGAAUACGGGUUCCCCAGCCGACCCGAUUCCACCACGGGCUUCGCAGCUCACGCAUUACCGUACGAGUCUCGCAACAACUCACGCAUGUCGCUUGCUCCCUCGGAUGUGGGUCACCACCGCAUGAGCCAGUUUGGAGGCUCCCAGUUCUUCAAUCCUGACGACAUGGUUGGUCUGCCUAGCGAUGACGCGCUUUUGGCCGAGAUUCGGGAUAUUCUGAAGACGGCGGACCUGAUGACCGUCACCAAGAAGGGCAUCAAGCAGGAACUGGAGCGUAGGUUCGACGUACCUUUGGAUGCAAAGAGGGUAUACAUUAAUAGCGCUACCGAGGCUCUCUUGUCUGGCCAACUAUGA